GAGACGGUCACCGUUCCCUUGCAAAGCGCCGCUUCUCCCGGUUGGAUUCAGAGUAGCUGCGCAGUUCGUAGGUAACGCACAGUCCACUUUGGUAGGAUACUUGGAACAGUCCCAGCGACGAACUUCGCGUUUUAAGCUGCACCGUGCAGAAACUUGCAUUUACUUUUCCCCGAACGGCCGAACGAAGGCCAUCCAAGGUAAUGCUUUACAGGCUGCUGUUGCCUAUCGCGGCUUUACUGCUGCGCGCGGAGGGGAAGCGCGAGGAGACGGCAGUCGGCAUCCACAACAAUGGAAACCCGCCGGACAAUGACAAGUGGCUGAGUAGCGUGUCCCAGUACGACAAGGAGAAGCACUGGAACAGAUUCCGCGACGAGGUGGAGGAUGAUUACUUCAGGAUGUGGGGACCUAACAAAGCCCAGGACAAAGAGUCAGUCACCAGGCCCAUGAGACAUGGACAGCCACCGUCCAAACCACGCCCCCUACAGGCUAAAUGGAGCACUGACGAUGGUUUGGACAUCACUAAAGAUCCUUGUAUGAAGGUACACUGUCCCCCUCACAAAGUGUGUGUGAGUCAUGACCUUCAGACGGCUAUCUGUACCAAUCAUAGGCUACCACAGCAGAGUGUUAAACCAAGGAAAGCCAGUCUUCCCCAUAAGCACUGGGUAGGGACAAUGAAUCAUGGGAAAUGUAGGCCAUGUCCUGUCAUCCAUUCCAGCCCAGUGUGCGGCUCAGAUGGACAUACGUACACCUCAAAGUGCAAACUGGAGUUCCAGGCAUGCGUUUCCAGUAAGACCAUCGCCGCAAGGUGUGAGGGACCGUGCCCCUGCCUACCAGGACAGGAAGUCAGAAAACCACGCAGUGAAAAGAACGUGGCAGCAAAUGCCUGCAGUGACACUGAUCUGAGGAGUUUGGCCUCCAGGCUAAAGGAUUGGUUCGGUGUGCUACACUUAGAUGCAAACCGAGAUCUGAAGACUUCUGCCAACGAUAUCGCCCAAGGACGUUUCGACACCAGCAUACUACCCAUCUGUAAGGACUCUCUUGGUUGGAUGUUCAACAAGUUGGAUAUGAACUAUGACCUACUGCUGGACCAAUCAGAACUCAGUGCCAUUUAUCUGGACAAAUACGAGCUGUGCAUGCGGCCACUCUUCAACUCCUGUGACUCCUUCAAAGACGGGAAGCUCUCCAACAACGAGUGGUGCUACUGCUUCCAAAAACCGGACGGUCUACCCUGUCAGAAUGAGUUGAACAGGAUUCACAGUCAAAGCCGACGGAAGACUCUUAUAGGUGCGUAUAUCCCACGCUGUGCGGAGGAUGGCUACUUUAAGUCUAUGCAGUGUCAUGGCAGCACAGGCCAGUGUUGGUGUGUUGAUAAGUACGGCAAUGAGAUUGCAGGCUCCAGAAAACAAGGCCCCCCCGUCUGUGAGGAGGAUCAGGAGACCUCGGGAGAUUUCGGCAGUGGCGGAGCCGUGAUCCUCCUCGAUGACCCAGAGGAAGGCGAACCUCCACAGCACGGCCGACGCCGACAGGACAGACGCGGCCGGCUCCGCCCCCGCGGGGCCAUUGAGGACGACGAGGACGAAGAGGAUGACAAAGAAGAUGAGACUGGCUAUAUCUGGUAGCUCCGCCCCCUCAUCUCCUGCCAGCCAACCAGGGAAGCCCAUCGAAAUGCACAGUUCUGAAGCCAUUCCGACCGUUCAAUCUGGAUCUGACCUUUUUAAUGUCAACUCCACCUCCGAGUCUGACCCCGACUCUCUCUCUCAUUUUAGAACCUGCUCACUCAUCCUUCUUCCACUUCCUUUCUUUUCCGCCAUCUUCUCUGUUCCUCCUAAACAAUGUAAACCUGCAAAGACUCUCGUUACCAUUUUUCCUUCAGCUAAUGCAGUCUUCCUCUGGAAGUGGCGACUUCUGAUCCUAUGCCAUCCUUUUCUCUAUCUCCAUCUCUCUCUCCCGUUAUUCCUGAUCCUCUUUCCUCUCCCUCUCAUCCCUUCUUCUUUCCUGUUUUCUUAUACAGGAGUCUGUAACCCUCUUCUUUGUUCUUUCUCUCUCUAGAGCUUCUAGUGCGAAGCCGAAGCCAUCUGAGAGCCAUGGCUGUAAAUAUUUCUCUUUCUUCUCAGACGGAUGAGGCGUGACGCUUUGUGCUCCGUCUCCCUCCACCCCAGAGUGUCCCACGCAGGCCUUCUGGAAAACCCCUGCAUGUUCUAGCAGCCUUUUGUCACUGGGGGUGGGAUGGGGGGAGUUCUCAAACGUUCUCGUAGAUGUAGAUAUUCUGUCCUGGGAGGUGCGGGAGAUUUCCCAAGGGUUCUGGAGUGUUCUAGAAGGCUUUAGUGAGAACCUCAACGGGCCUGUGCAUGUUCCCCAACGUGGAGGUGACAAAGCGCUGGUGUUUUGUUUUUGUUUUUAUUAUUUUGGUUGGGAGCCUCUGGAAAGCCGACGAGCGUGCGAUGCGUUUCGCUCUGUGAUAAAGCUGUUGUUAGCUGCUGCUAUCGCGUUCCUUCUUUCUCUGGAUGGUUGGCACAGUGCUGCCGACAGCCUCCAAGCAUGCGUCUGUGUAUGUGCGUGUGUUUGUGUUUUACAGACCUGAGCGCCACCCCUCUGACAGUCACAACCCCGUGUUCCACAAUCUACAGAUCAAACAUGAAUGAAAAACAGAAAGGAACAUUCAUUAUAAUUUAGCCAAACAAUCCUUUGCUAUAUAAAAUAUACUUGUAGUAGGAAUUUUUUUUUUACUACUCUAUCCUUCUUGGUGGGUUGUGUGUGACUGU
Electrophorus electricus (electric eel) is the source of this 2762-nucleotide messenger RNA. The record is from RefSeq and is a predicted model, not a curated record. NCBI's taxonomy places the organism in Eukaryota, Metazoa, Chordata, Actinopteri, Gymnotiformes, Gymnotidae.